Tigriopus californicus is the source of this 5008-nucleotide messenger RNA. RefSeq names its product toll-like receptor Tollo. Bases 349 to 4353 code for a protein of 1334 amino acids. Gene Ontology annotation, molecular function: protein binding. The transcript is spliced from 2 exons. Gene Ontology annotation, biological process: signal transduction. The record is from RefSeq and is a predicted model, not a curated record. Lineage: Eukaryota; Metazoa; Arthropoda; Copepoda; Harpacticoida; Harpacticidae.
GAGCGGUUGUGUUAGAGACGCUCUUUCCUUGUUUUCUAUUCGGAAAAGAGACCAAAAGUGGAAAACCCUCUCGUUGAUUCGAAACUUUCGUGUGAGAGUGUGUGAACAUUUCAACAGCCGAUCAGUGGUUGCUGUAGUUUUUCUAGGAGUGACACCCCAGUGAGAUAGAAACAAGCACCGCACUCAUCUGAAAGCCAUCAUCAGUAUCAUUGUGGUGGCGAUUUCUUAAGUGCUGUUCUGUCUGUUGCUCUCGCUAAUAGACAUGGAAACUAAUAUAUCCAAACUUCUUUGCUCAAACCGUCCAACCGAAAGUCUUUGACCGAGGAAUGAACGGAUUAGAACCUUAAAAUGGAUUUGAAAGUGAACUCCAUCCACGGAUUGGUGUUGGCAGUGGUGCUGCUCGCCAUAAACUGCCCAACCACCCAAGCUUAUGAGGCACCUGAUGAUUGCGAAUGGACCCUUUUAGACGACAGCAUUGUUCGAGAGAAUCCCGAGCUGGAUAUCGACUUGAUUUGCCACCUCUCCGCCAUCAACUCCAAUAUCGAGAAGACCAACUUCUCGGUGAUCCCGUCUCAUCGAACGAGGAGCCUCACCAUCAAGUGCAGUGACUCGAGUCUCAGUACUUUAGAACCGGGAGCAUUCGCCAGUCUCUCCAGUUUGGAGGAGCUCAAAUUGGAAUCCUGUCGCUUGGAGCAUAUCCCUCAGAAUGCGUUCCAAGGUCUGGCGGGUCUCAAAAGCCUGGUCAUCCAUACGGAGCACUCUUCGUUCUUGGCCAUUGAAGAGGGCUCUUUUCGCGGCGUGUCAGAGCUGAAAGCUCUGGAUUUGAGUGGCAAUUACAUUCGCUCUCUGCCCUCCCAAGAGUUGUGUCACUUGCCCAAUCUACAAUGGCUAAAUAUGUCUUUCAACGAGAUCGAGAGUUUUGCCGACAUCGGUCUUGAGAGGAGUCAAGAGAAGAUGUGUCUGUCGCAAUUGUCAGUGCUGGAUCUCUCGCACAACGAGAUCACUCGCUUGGACGGUGUUCCAACCUCUGUGAGAGAGCUACUUCUCAAUGCUAAUUUCAUUCGGCACAUUGCCGAGGAUCUCGAUGGCCAGUCAUUGCAAAUCCUGGACCUGAGCCAGAACCAGCUCUCGAUGCUCCCCAAGUCAGUGUUUUCGAGGCUGUCUAGUCUGUUAGUCCUUAAUCUAGCCAAUAACUCGUUGGCUAACCUCGUCGACGAGACCAUUUUGGAUGGUCUGGUUGCUCUUGAGGUUCUCAAUUUGUCAGGAAAUGCCAUCCAUUCGACAAAAAUCAAUGCGCGGCUUUUCCACGACGUGAAAAGCUCGCUCUUGAAGCUAGUGCUCAGCUCCAAUCAGUUGGAAGAGAUUGGUAUUGAGCAGGCGGAUUUGUUUUCCUCGCAACUCGUUCGAUUGGAAGUGCUCAAGUUGGACAACAAUCAACUUUCCAGCUUGCCCACUGGCUUCGCACCCCUUCACGUUCAAGAGCUGGACCUCUCACACAACCGAUUGACCACUUUAAAGUCAUUGGGCCGCCUUCCUCAAAUGACCCAUCUUCAUUUGAGCCAUAACAACUUGAAUUCCAUUGAGGAGAGGGCUUUCAUCAAUUGCUCCAAUAUUCUUGUACUGGACCUGAGUCAUAAUGAUCUGUCCCAAGCGCCGAGUUCACUCACUCAUCUGAAAUCCCUGCAAACUCUGGAUUUGAGCUUCAACGCCAUUGCAGUUUUGGAAGGCUCGGCCCUGCUUCGAAUGGAGAGUCUAUGGCGUCUCCAGCUUAGUGGCAAUCGCCUCGGAAACAUUUCCGUGGGACUUUUUGACGACCUGAAGGCGCUUCAGAUCCUGGAUUUGGCCAACAAUCAGAUUUCCCAAGUGGAAAAGGGUUCGUUCGACGCCAAUCGUCAAUUGCAAGCCAUUCGCUUAGAUGGCAACCGCCUCCAAUCCAUGGAUGGCCUUUUUGGAAAUCUGGAGCAACUCAUCUGGUUGAACAUUUCUGACAAUACCAUCCGGCAUUUUGACUACGCUUUGAUUCCGUUGAAUCUUCAUUGGUUGGACAUUUCCCACAAUCAGCUUGAAGAACUUGGCAACUAUUUCGAUCUGACGGGAGAAAUUGCCUUGGGUGUUUUGGACGCUGGCUUCAAUCGUCUGGCUCAAUUAGGACCCAAUAGCAUUCCCAAUAGCAUCGAGACUCUCCUCGUGAAUGACAAUCAACUUGAACAGAUCGUUCCGUACACGUUCUUCAAAAAGACUCGCCUCUCCAAAGUGGACCUGAGCGUCAACAAUCUGAAGGGCAUCGAUCGCAAUGCCUUGCGACUCUCGUCGGAUGUAGCUCGAGUGCCCGAGUUCUUCUUGGGAGGCAAUCCCAUUGAGUGCGAUUGUGAGAUGGUUUGGUUCAAGUCCAUCAAUGUGGCCAAUUCAAUGCAAAACUAUCCUUCCGUGCAAGACAUCGAAUCCAUCUAUUGUCGUCUGAUUUACACCCGUGAAGUGUCAUUUGUGCCUUUGGUCGAGGCUCGUAAUGAACAAUUUCUCUGUCCCUAUCAGACCCACUGCUUCGCUCUGUGCAAAUGCUGCGAUUUUGACGCUUGCGAUUGUGAGAUGUCGUGUCCGGACAAUUGCACUUGCUAUCACGACAACUCCUGGUCCAAAAACAUUGCUGUGUGCUCGAAUUCGGAAUUCAAUGACUUGCCCGAGCAAUUGCCCAUGGAUGCCACGGAGAUUUUCCUGGAUGGGAACUCGUUGUCCGAGUUGGGAAGUCACACCUUCAUUGGGCGGAAAAAUUUGAGGAUUCUGCAUCUGAAUAACUCCCAGAUUCACAGCAUUCAGAACAAGACGUUCAAUGGCUUGAGCUCACUCACAGUGCUCCAUUUGGAGGGCAAUCAACUAAAGGAGCUCAACGGAUAUGAGUUCGAAACUUUGAACAGCCUGCGCGAACUCUUCUUGGAAAAUAAUCUCCUGGAGCACAUUCAUAACGCCACUUUCAAGUUUCUCGGUAGUCUCGAGGUUCUCCACCUUCAAGGGAACCGGAUAAUCGACUUUCCCGUUUGGGAGUUGGCUUUCAACCCGUUUCUGGUGAGCAUCAAGUUGGCCGAGAAUAUCUGGUCGUGCGAUUGCGACUAUAUGGAGCGGUUCCGUUCCUGGAUGACUGUCUACAGUAGCAAGAUUUUCGACGCUGACAAUGUGUCAUGCAUAACCAACGAAGCCAGUGACAUGAAUGUCCGCAUGUCCGACUUUGACGUGUCCACUUGCUCGAGCAUGAAAGCCAUUGCCACAACCCGGAUUCAAGAGAUGUCGUCCGAAGACUACCUUCCCCUCGUGGCCGCCACUCUGGCCUCGUUUGCCCUAUUUCUGUUGGUCCUGUUGGCUCUUUUCACCUAUCGCCAUACGCUGCGCGUUUGGAUUCACUCCAAAUAUGGGGUCAGGGUCUUUGACAAUAGCUUUAAUGAAGAUGACUCGGUGGUGGAAGGGGGCAAGAAGACCGCCAUCAACGACCAGAUGACGACAGCCGCCAAGACCACGCCGAAACUCUUUGAUGUGUUUGUGAGUUACAGCCCCAAGGAUGACCUGUUUGUCAGAGACGUGUUGGCCACAGAGCUAGAACACGGCUCGGCCAGUCAAUAUAAAACCUGCUUGUUCCACCGGGACAUUGCCAAUCAAACCUACAUUGCAGACACUUUAAUCCAAGCCACGGAAGCCUCUCGCAGGACCAUCAUGGUUUUGUCAGAGCAUUUCCUCAAGAGUGAAUGGAGUCGGUACGACUACAAAUCUGGCCUCCACCAAGCACUUCGCACUGGUCGGAGGAAGCUUAUUGUGAUUCUCCUCGGAGACAUUUCCAGUCGCGACGUGGAUCCCGAUCUCCGUCUUUACCUGAAGACCAGCAUCGUCCUCCAAUGGGGCGACCGUCUGUUCUGGGAAAAGCUUCGAUAUGCCUUGCCCGAUGACAGUCUGGAGGUGCGUUUCCAUACCGAUCAGGGCAAGAUGGCCUCACACCGAAAGUCGCAAGCUUCGUCAUCUUCGGCAUCAUCCCGAGUGUCGACCAUUUCUCCGGCUGCUUCUAUGAUGGAAGUGGAGGAUCACUACUACCAUCAGCCCCGCUAUGCCACGUAUCUGCCACCUCCCCCGCCGAUUUCCACUCUGGCCAACAACCUCAUCAUGAACAACAACCACCAUCACCAUCUCCACCCACAGUACCCGUCCCACGGCCAGUAUCCAACGGGCCACAUUAGCUCGGACCGUCUCAGCCCUCAGAGUGCGAGCCACGGAGUGGCAUCCUCGUCGUCUCCGGGCUUAUCGUCGAUAUCCAUGGUUGGGAAUUUGCCCGGACAACAAACGCCGUCCCGCUCUUCAGUUGUCAUGCAUAUCUGAGACCCUUCAACAAUCUGUGAUAUCUCUUGUCCGAUUGGACAAACCAAGCCAGGCGAAGGGGGAGAGUCGGGCUGUUGACUCGAGCAUGGCCACCACGUUCAUGACCAUGAUGAAGCAAGCCUUACUUCCAAGCAUUGGGAGUUAUCCAGGAUUGAUCUGCUUUUGCGCCGUCAUCUCCCAUUGUUCCCUUUCGAGAGAAGAGCAAACAAGACAAUAUUGAACAACAGCCAGCAAAUACGGACCACAGAUCGAAUGUGUUUUUCUCCCUCAGUCUAGUAGCUCUGUCUUCGUUGUCGUCGUGGUCGUGUUUCUCUACUGAACACACACUACUUCUGAACUGCCUUCAAACAACGCCCUAAAGUCUCAAGAGGAUUUGCUCUCAACAAAAUCACCAUGGCCACCGACGAGUUGGCUCGCACCAAUCAUACCAGCCAUUCAGCCGACCGACCAGGGGCUCAUUGCUCUGGGUAUUUGCUCAACAUUGGGAAGAAAGAGUGUUUGCCAAUCCUGGGUCAUUUUGGAAAAUUUGUCAGAACUUAUAUUGAGACCCGCUUCGUGAGCAUUGGCCAUGGACCAGUCUUCGUUAUCUGUGAUAGUUGUUUAUUCCCACGUUUCAAUGUCACUGACACGCAAAAUAAAUCAUAAACCAGCAUUC